Cicer arietinum (chickpea) is the source of this 1863-nucleotide messenger RNA. NCBI's taxonomy places the organism in Eukaryota, Viridiplantae, Streptophyta, Magnoliopsida, Fabales, Fabaceae. The record is from RefSeq and is a predicted model, not a curated record.
AUGGCUUCUCAACAAGUCAUUUGUAUUGUUUAUUACAAUGGUUCAAUUGUCGAUGGAGUUGAAGGGAAAACAUUUGUAAGUGAUUACAAAAAGGCGUUCAAAGUACAUUCUAGCAGCAACCUUGCUCGUCUAAAGAAUGUCAUUAAGAAAAAGUUGCAGUUCGACGACAACGUGACGAUAACUGAUAUAGUUUAUCGACACCUUGUCUUCUUUGGUGAGAAUACAACCAGUUUUGAAUUAAUGAAGGUUUGUGAUGACGAAGAUGUUCAACUCAUGUUUGAUGUUUAUGCACAAUGGUCACAACUUGGCACCAUUGAGUUAUCCAUUACAUUUGAAAGUGGUCUUACUUCAACAAAUCAACCAUCAACCUCAAACAUGCCUAAUCCCAACUAUAUCCCAUCACAACACUAUGAACCAUACUCUAGCCAACAACUUAGCCCUUAUCAACCCGACGUACAUUCUCCAUCACAACACUAUCAACCAUACUCUAGCCAAAAUGAACAAACUCAACAUGUCCACAAUGUCUCCCAACAACUUUAUCACGAAUCUCUCCCAACAAGUCCACAAUGUGAUCUUCCACUUAGUGUCCAUUAUAAUAUCAAUGAGGAAGAAUUAGGUGAUUAUAGUGAAGAUGAUGAAACAUACUUCGAUGAAUCAUCUGGUGAUUCUGACGAUGAUGAUAUUGAUGAAGAUAUGGAAGCAGAAGAUCAACUUAUCCCACCUGUAUUCGAUCCACCAUUCCACAUGAAGAACAUAAAUCUCUCCACCGCAAACCAACCAACUGAAUUUGAUCACAUGUUCAUUGACGAAGUCCCAAAUUUAGGUGGAACUCUUGAAGUUGGAAUGAAGUUUCAGAGCAAGGAUGAAUGUGUACAUGCAAUCAAGCGUUAUCAUCUAAAACAAUCAUUGAACUUUGUGGUGCAAAAAUCAGAUCUAGAAAGGUACGUUAUUAUUUGUUCACAUCCAAAUUGUUUGUUUAGAUGUAGAGCUUCAAAACGCAAAAAAAAUGAAUUGUGGGUGAUUGGGAAAUUGAAUGCGCCUCAUACAUGCACAAAUUCUGCACUACCACAAGAUCAUACAAAACUCGAUUCUAACAUGAUAUGUGCAAGUAUAAUGCAAGUUAUGAGGAUAGACCCUUCAAUCAAAGUGAAUGUCAUUAUUGCUCAGAUUCAGGCUUUGUAUAACUACACAAUUAGUUAUAGAAAAGCUUGGUUGGGAAAAAAUAAGGCAAUCGAACAAAUUUAUGGCAAUUGGGAAGAGUCUUACAAUCAACUUCCACGAUGGUUAUUAGUUAUGCAAACGUUUGCUCCAGGAACCAUUAUUAAAAUGGAAACAAUCCCAGCUUAUAAUGAACAUGGUUUGAUAAAUGGGACGACAAUCUUUCAUAGACUAUUUUGGGCUUACGUUCCAUGCAUAACUGCGUUUAAAUUUUGCAAACCAAUUGUACAAGUUGAUGGAACUUGGUUAUACGGCAAGUAUAAGGGAACUCUAUUGGUAGCAGUUGCACAGGAUGGGAACGACAAUAUCAUUCCAAUUGCUUAUGCUCUUGUGGAAGGUACACUAUUUCCAACCAUGGCAAAACAACACGCAUCAAUUUUAGCUUCUGGUCAGAUAUACACAGAAAAAUGCAUGACUUUUAUGAAAUCGGAAAUACGUAAAUCAAAUAGUCAUAGAGUCGAUAGUUUUGAUCGAAGCAACCACACUUUCAUGGUCCACGAGACAAUAGUUCCAAAAGAAGGGCGACCAAUUGGUCAUUUCAUUUUCAGUAUAAAUCUUCCUAACAAGUGGUGCGGUUGUGGAAAAUAUCAAGCUAAACAUAUGCCUUGUUCACAUGUGAUAGCAUCAUGUUCUAAUUAUUUUUAA